Propithecus coquereli (Coquerel's sifaka) is the source of this 1026-nucleotide messenger RNA. It is a transcript of the gene CYLC2, whose product is annotated as cylicin, basic protein of sperm head cytoskeleton 2. The annotation marks the transcript as partial. Gene Ontology annotation, cellular component: nucleus. The transcript has 4 exons. Lineage: Eukaryota; Metazoa; Chordata; Mammalia; Primates; Indriidae. The record is from RefSeq and is a predicted model, not a curated record. Gene Ontology annotation, molecular function: structural constituent of cytoskeleton.
CAAAUCGAUGAAGAACAAUUAAGAGGUCGCAGGCGACCAUUAUGGAUGUACCGUUCUUUGAUGAGAAUUUCUGAGAGACCAUCUGUUUAUUUAGCUGCCAGGAGGAAGCCUCCACAAAAACCAGGAGAUGCUAAAGGAGCACCUUCAGAGAAACCUUCAUCCCCAAAAUUGACUAAGAAAGUUAAAGGAGACAAGAAAGCAGAGGACACAUCAGAUUCAGAACCAGAAGCAAAAAAAGAUAAGAAAGAUUUAAAGACAGACAAAGAUAAUGGUAAAGGACCUAAAGAUGGAAAACCAGAUGCAAAAACAGGUAAGGGCAAGGAUUCAGCUUCAGAAUCUGAAGGUGAAAAGCCAGGUGCAAAGAAGGAUGACAAAAAAGACAAAAAAGGUUCAAGGAAGGGCAAGGAUUCAGGUACAGAAUCUGAAGGUGAAAAACCAGGCGCAAAGAAGGAUGACAAAAAAGGUAAGAAGGAUUCAAAGACUGGCAAAGAUACGACCUCCAAUUCAGAAGGUGAAAAGCCAGGUGCAAAGAAGGAUGACAAAAAAGAUAAAAAAGGUUCAAAGAAGGGCAAGGAUUCAGGUUCAGAAUCUGAAGGUGAAAAACCAGGCGCAAAGAAGGAUGACAAAAAAGGUAAGAAGGAUUCAAAGACUGGCAAAGAUAUGACCUCCGAUUCAGAAGGUGAAAAGAAGGGUAAAGAUGCAAAGAAAGAUGCAAAGAAAGGUGAUGAAGCAAAGGAUGCCAAGAAAGAUGCAAAGAAAGAUUCAAAGAAGGGGAGUAAAAAAGAUGAAAAGAAGCCUGGUGGUGAAAUAAAGGAUGAAGCCAAGAAAGAUGUGAAAAAAGAUGACAAGAAAGAUGCCAAGAAAGAUACCAAGAAAGAUGCCAAGAAAGAUGACAAGAAAGAUGCCAAGAAAGAUGACAAGAAGGAUGCCAAGAAAGAUGCCAAGAAAGAUACUGACACAGAAUCUGCUGACUCAAAGUCCGACGCAAAGAAGGGUACAAAGAAGAGUGUAAAGAAGGGCAAGUAG